Molecule: messenger RNA, 1491 nt
Organism: Pestalotiopsis fici W106-1
Lineage: Eukaryota; Fungi; Ascomycota; Sordariomycetes; Amphisphaeriales; Sporocadaceae
Exons: 2
Coding region: 1-1491 (496 amino acids)
Biological process (GO): mRNA splicing, via spliceosome
Cellular component (GO): nucleus
Molecular function (GO): RNA lariat debranching enzyme activity
Source: RefSeq, a predicted model, not a curated record
AUGGAGGAACUUCAUCAAUCGUCCUUGUUAGAAUCUGGUGGGGUCAGGGUCGCUGUUCAAGGUUGCGGACACGGUCAUCUUGACUCAAUCUACCAGUCUGUCCAGAAUGCCGCAGAAAGUCGAGGCUGGGAUGGUGUGGACCUUGUGAUUAUUGGGGGCGACUUUCAGGCCGUGCGUAACGCAGCAGAUCUUACAGUAAUGUCCGUUCCCAUCAAGUACCGGAAGCUUGGUGAUUUUCCAGAAUACUACAGCGGCCGGACCAAAGCGCCGUUUCUUACCAUCUUUAUCGGAGGUAACCACGAGGCCAGCUCACACUCAUGGGAAUUAUAUUAUGGCGGCUGGGUAGCGCCUAAUAUCUACUACCUUGGAUCCGCCAAUGUGCUUCGUUUUGGGCCUAUUCGGAUCGCUGGCAUGAGUGGCAUUUGGAACGACCCGGAUUACAAUAAACCCCAUAUCGAACGACUACCCUUUAACCACUCUAACCACUCCAACCACAAUGACAUCAAGAGCUUUUAUCAUGUUCGCGAGUUCGAUGUACGCAAACUCCUCCUUAUCAGAGAGCAGGUGGACAUUGGUCUCAGUCACGAUUGGCCGAAAGGUAUCGAGCGAUACGGUGACGAAGAGGCUCUUUGGAGGAUAAAGCCAUUCUUCAAACGGGGAAGCCUGGAUGGGACACUUGGAAGUCCCGCAGCCACGUACGUUUUGGACCGAUUACGGCCGCUGUAUUGGUUUUCGGCCCAUAUGCACUGUACGUUUUCGGCCGUGAAACGGUUCGAGGUAAUGGCGCCAGCGUCGCCGAGUUCAGAACAGAAGCCAAGGCCAGUGUCCACUGAACCGUCAUCCGUUGCGCCAUCCGCAGUUUCUCCAGGUAUUCCCGGGCAAUCUGUGCCUGCAACCAUAUUCAACACCGAGACAAAAUUUCUGGCUUUAGAUAAGUGCGGGCCGGGGAAGAAGCACUUGGAGCUCUGUUACAUUAAGCCAGCUACUGCUGCUUCAAAGUCAGCCUCCAAGAAAUUCAUAUUGGAAUACGAUCCAGAGUGGCUUGCAAUAACGCGAGUUUUUCACCAAUACCUCACCAUUGGGGAACGUGACGCCAAGAUGCCAGCCAACGAAGGCGAGAACGUUUACACAGAGAUGAUCGACAAGGAACGUAGGUGGGUAAACGAGCACAUUGUGGCUCAAGACAAGCUUACAGUUCCCGAAAACUUCACACUUACUGCCCCUCCACAUAACCCAGGAGACCCUGAGACAGUGAAUUCGCAACCCAGGGAAUACACAAAUCCUCAAACAGUGGCGUUUUGCGAGCUUCUUCAAAUUAAGAAUCUCUGGGAUGCAACGUCUCAAGAGAGGAACCAUCGGAAAGCCCAAGGACCGCACCGAGAUCCUCAACCCAGAUCUGGUAAUCGUGGUGGACGUGGUCGUGGAAAAGAUGGCGAUCGCGGGGGCGGACACGGAGGAGGAGGACGGGACUGCAGUAUUGACCGUCCUUGA